Molecule: messenger RNA, 834 nt
Organism: Acanthosepion pharaonis
Lineage: Eukaryota; Metazoa; Mollusca; Cephalopoda; Sepiida; Sepiidae
Source: the annotation of a GenBank genome assembly
AUGAUUGGCUGCUUAAUAUCUAUCUAUCUAUCUAUCUAUCUAUCUAUCUAUCUAUCUAUCUAUCUAUCUAUCUAUCUCAGUCUGUUCAUGUCUAUCUAUCUAUCUAUCUAUCUAUCUAUCUAUCUAUCUAUCUAUAUAUCAUUACCAAUCUAUCUAUCUAUCUAUCUAUCUAUCUAUCUAUCUAUCUAUCUAUCUACUUGUUCAUAUCUAUCUAUCUAUCUAUCUAUCUAUCUAUCUAUCUAUCUAUCUAUCUAUCUCAGUCUAUUCCUAUCUAUCUAUCUAUCUAUCUAUCGCAUUCUGUUCAUUUCUAUCUAUCUAUCUAUCUAUCUAUCUCAUUCCGUUGAUUUAUCUCUAUCAAAAUCACUGACCAUUAUCUCUCUCUCUCUGACUACUGGUCUGCUUACUGCUAAAUGUCACCCCCCAACUCUCUCUCUCUUCUCUCCUUUUCUCUCUCUCGACUCCCUAAUACUUCACGUUGUCAGACAAAGAUCAAUCCACGUGGAUUAUAUACUAACAAAUUUGUUACCUUUACUAUCUAUCUAUCUAUCUAUCUAUCUAUCUAUCUAUCUAUCUAUCUAUAUAUAUAUAUAUAUAUAUAUAUAUAUGCAGGUGUCUGGAAAAUUUAAUUUGAAUGUUUUUUACGUAUUUCAUUUUCCAUCGUGUGUUGUGAUCUAUCUAUCUAUCUAUCUAUCUAUCUAUCUAUCUAUCUAUCUAUCUAUCUUAGUCUGUACAUAUCUAUCUAUCUAUGUAUGUAUCUAUAUCUGUCUGUACAUUAUCUAUCUAUCUAUCUAUCUAUCUAUCUAUCUAUCUAUCUAUAUCUAUCUAUCUAUCUAG